Coprinopsis cinerea okayama7#130 is the source of this 1242-nucleotide messenger RNA. Its product is annotated as inner membrane protein OXA1L. Gene Ontology annotation, cellular component: mitochondrial inner membrane. Lineage: Eukaryota; Fungi; Basidiomycota; Agaricomycetes; Agaricales; Psathyrellaceae. The coding region runs from base 1 to 1242 and encodes 413 amino acids. The transcript has 2 exons. The record is from RefSeq and is a predicted model, not a curated record. Gene Ontology annotation, biological process: protein insertion into mitochondrial inner membrane from matrix; mitochondrial respiratory chain complex IV assembly. Gene Ontology annotation, molecular function: membrane insertase activity.
AUGGCGUCGACAGUACGGGUAUUGGGUCUGCGCUCUCUGCCGUCGCUACGAUGCUCGUCGUCGUCGUACAGUCGACUGGCUCGGCCCACCCCGCUUCUGACUGCCCAGACGCGUCUCUUCUCUGUCGGCCUGCAGCGGGUGUCUCAACGACCAGCGCUGGUCUCCGCUUCUCUCCUUUCACGGUCGUAUGCAACACAACCUCCAGCAAGCGAAACGACGGAAGCAGCAGCAGCAGCGACAACUCCUGAGCCUGAAGUCCAAGCCAUCGUCGAGUCGGUUUCCGACCCACUGUCCUUCACCGACGCUGUUGUCCACCAAAUUCCUCCAUUGGCCUAUGGAGAUUUCGCUGCCCUUGGACUGGCUUCAUGGUCACCGAUAGGUCUUAUUGCAUGGUCCUAUGAGCUUCUCCAAGUCUCCACCGGCCUCCCGUGGUUUUACACCAUCAUUGCUGGCUCCGCCCUCUGGCGAUUCGUCUGCGUUCCCUUCGCAUUGUCGAACAUUCGCAACUCCACUAAACUCCGCCCAUUCCAACCUCAAAUUCUUCAAGCUCGAGAACGUAUGACCGCAGCCCAAACCAAACGUGACGCCAUCGAGUUGCAGAGAGCGAGUGUAGAGAUGAAGAAGGUGUAUUCGGAAGCUGGUGUCAGUCCCUUCACAGGCAUGAUUCUUCCCAUGUUCGCGCAACUGCCAAUUACUAUUGGUAUGUUCUUUGCGCUGAAGAGGAUGGCCCAGCUGCCCGUAGAGCAGAUGAAGGAGAGCGGUGUCGCCAUCAACCUCGACCUCCCCUGGACCGGCCCCAUCUCGUGGUUGUCCGACCUUACCGUUGCCGACCCCACCUAUCUCCUUCCCGCUGCUUUCUGCGGUCUCAUCAACUUGCAGAUUGCGGUUGGUGCUAGGGAAAUGGACACCAGCAACCCCAGCGCUGGUCACCUCAUGAACGUCUUCCGCGGCUUGUCCGUGUUGACCAUCUACUUCAUGUCAAGCUUCCCCCAAGGCCUCUUCUUGGGCUUGUUGACCACAAGCGGUUUAACCAUCGUCCAAUCUCUCUUACUCAGGAGUGAUGGUGUCAGGCGUCUUGUCGGUAUUCCUGUGGUUAAGAGGGAGAUGCAAGGCAAGCUGCCCAGUUUCUUGGAGAGUUUCAGAUAUGCCAGGAAGAUGAUGGAAGAUAAGCAAAAGGCUGCUGUUGCUGCGGCUGCUCAGCAGCACAGGCACAAUGUUAGGAGGGGCCCCAAGCCACUUUAA